Messenger RNA from Vanessa tameamea, 393 nucleotides. Its product is annotated as late histone H2B.L4-like. The record is from RefSeq and is a predicted model, not a curated record. The coding region runs from base 1 to 393 and encodes 130 amino acids. Gene Ontology annotation, molecular function: structural constituent of chromatin; DNA binding; protein heterodimerization activity. Gene Ontology annotation, cellular component: nucleosome. The transcript has a single exon. NCBI's taxonomy places the organism in Eukaryota, Metazoa, Arthropoda, Insecta, Lepidoptera, Nymphalidae.
AUGGUACCUAAAGCAACAUUACACGCGAAGAAGAAGAAGGAAGUCAUAGAGAAGCCCAUAGCAAAAACAAAGAAGAUGAAAAAGAAGAAUUACCAGAGCUUCUCGAUUUACAUAUUUAAAUUAUUACGAAGCGUUAUAAAAGAAAAUUUCGGUAUAUCGCGGCAUUCCAUGUUGAUUAUGAACAAUUUUGUCAAUGAUAUGUUAGAGAAAAUCGCCUCUGAAGCUGGGAGGUUGGCGAGUCACAGCAAAAAGACGACAUUAGGUAGUCGGGAGAUACAGUCGGCGAUCAAAUUGUUAAUACCCGGUGAACUAGCGAAACACGCGGACAUUGAAGCGAUGAAGGCGAUCACGAUGUACCACAACAGUCAGGAAAGGGACUCGAAAUUGCAUUGA